AUGUUCUCGCCCGUAGGCACGGAUGAAGAUUCGCUCUUCGACGAGACCCCUCCACCGAAGCACGACGAAGCCAAGGGCGUCCCCGACGCCGAGGCACACGCUUCGCUCGCGCUCGUCCGCCGCUCCCCGCCCUCCAUCCCCGGCCUCUUCUUCGACCCCACCCUCCUCCUCCCCGACGCGCUCUGCGAGGACGUGAUGCUCUCCUGCAUGCGCGCCUUCUUCCAAGACACCUCCGCGAACCAGGUGAUGCUCUUCGCCCGCUCCUCCCCGCCCUCCCGCCCCCCUUCCCCACACGACGCGCCCCGGCCCCCCACCUCGAGCCCCGGCCUCCCCAGCUUCCUCUCUGACCUCCUUGAAACCCUCGACGAUAACCUGAAGCCGCUCCUCCCGCCCGCGACGCACGCCCUCCUCUUCUCCCCCGCCCCGGUCGCGUCCGGGUACACCGGUCCGCCGCGCGCCCGCCAGGCGAUCGUGAACGUGUACUGGCCUGGGGAGGGCAUCACGCCCCACGUCGACCUCCUCGACCGGUACGGCGACGGCAUCGUCGGCGUGAGCUUCGGCUCCGGGUGCGCGAUGCGCUUCGACCGCGUCACGUCUGGGGACCAGCCUGGGGAGCGGGGCGACGGCGACGGCGACGGCGACGGGUGCGCGGUGUACCUGCCCACGGGCAGCGUGCUUGUCAUGACGGGAGCGGCGCGCUACGACUGGACGCACGGGAUCGAGAAGCGGUUCGAGGAUCUGGUGGAGGACGAGCCGGGGAGCGGACGCGAGCGGUGUACGGUCUUGGAACGCGGGCUGAGGCUGAGUGUCACUUUCCGCUGGCUUCUUCCUGGUGCGGAUGUCGUUGGGAGUGCGGAAAAGGCUCAACGACAGGGUGAGCGUUCCGUUUAG
This is a messenger RNA of Epithele typhae, 891 nucleotides long. RefSeq lists its product as uncharacterized. Bases 1 to 891 code for a protein of 296 amino acids. Gene Ontology annotation, biological process: DNA damage response; fatty acid metabolic process. The record is from RefSeq and is a predicted model, not a curated record. NCBI's taxonomy places the organism in Eukaryota, Fungi, Basidiomycota, Agaricomycetes, Polyporales, Epitheliaceae. The transcript has a single exon. Gene Ontology annotation, cellular component: mitochondrial matrix.